AUCUUACGGUCGCUAGCAAGCGCUGCGUGGCGCGAAUCAAAAAUCUCGCGACAGACAGACUCUAAGCUGCCUCGCUCCGUCUGUUACGGCAUUUGAAAUGCAGUCGACCGCACGAGUGACAUCUGUGCUCGCCCUCGCUGCCGCCGCGUCGGCCCUGAGGGUGCCAAGAGCGCGGGCUCUCCCUGUUUCCAAGGCAGCCUCGCGCGCCGUCGCAGCGGUAGGCCUCGCCGCGGCGCUCUGGCCCGCCGCGGGCUUCGCGGCGGAGGAACUCGAGAUCGACGAGGGCCUCGCGGCCACACAAGCGUUUCUAGGGAAGAUCAGCAAAAGCGGCAACGUCAAAAAGGGCAGCGGCCGCGCCGCCGUGCCCGUCGGCGAUUCGAGCCUGCCGGACUUCGGCCGCGCGGCGCCGAAGGAGACCGCGCCCGAGAUCGCCGCCGCCGACUCCUUGCUCACGAAGAAGGACUCGCUGACGGGCGACAUCCGCGAGUCCGCUUCAGAAAGAAUCGGCAGCGAGGCGCCCGUCGUCGAGGCCGACAGCAAGCAACGACCGACGAAGCGCGAGACGCCGGCUUGGGUGACCUAUAAAGCUCCUGAGCCCGAGCCCAAAGAAGCUCCCAAAAAAUACGAGCCCGCCGAGCCGACGUUCACGAUCACGCCGAAGAAGGACGACGCCUCGUUGAAGGCGACGGGCGACUUCUUCGCGUCCAUCUCCAAAAAAGGCACGGUGAAAAAGGGCGACGGCAUCCCGGUCGCGCGCGGCGAUUCGAGCCUGCCGGACUUCGGCCGCGCCGCGCCGAAGGCCGCGCCGGCGGCGUCGGGCGACUUCGACGCGCUCGCGUCCAAGGUCCAGGCGCGCUACGAGUGAGUAAGUUAGGAAUAGGGUGC
Pelagomonas calceolata is the source of this 885-nucleotide messenger RNA. Lineage: Eukaryota; Pelagophyceae; Pelagomonadales; Pelagomonadaceae. The record is from the annotation of a GenBank genome assembly.